Cydia amplana is the source of this 2535-nucleotide messenger RNA. It is a transcript of the gene crp, whose product is annotated as transcription factor AP-4. The record is from RefSeq and is a predicted model, not a curated record. The coding region runs from base 312 to 1295 and encodes 327 amino acids. Gene Ontology annotation, molecular function: DNA-binding transcription factor activity, RNA polymerase II-specific; protein dimerization activity; RNA polymerase II cis-regulatory region sequence-specific DNA binding. The transcript is spliced from 3 exons. Gene Ontology annotation, biological process: regulation of transcription by RNA polymerase II. NCBI's taxonomy places the organism in Eukaryota, Metazoa, Arthropoda, Insecta, Lepidoptera, Tortricidae. Gene Ontology annotation, cellular component: nucleus.
UACAAAUGGCGUGUGCAUCGAUGUCGCGUUGCCCUUGAUUCUCCGAUAAUUACUGUUUUUAAAAAGUAGUUACUUUAUACUUUCAAAAAACCGACUUAUUUAGAUCUGUUCUAGUGCUAGAAGUGCUGUAACCUGUGAUUUGUGGAGUGUUUCAAAUGGUGCCGUGAAAUAUUUGUGUAGCGUCACCUGACCAAGCUCAUUGUCAUUUCCCGCCAUUGUGGACCCUCUGUAAAAUUAUUUCGACUUUCUUCAAUUACCAAGUGCAGUGUUCAUGACGAAUUCUUAAAACAUUAGUCUAGCGAACUAAAGUGAUGUCAUUACACGGUAAUGAUGUCUGCUUGCUAGAAGUAGAAGACUAUAACUUGUACGAAGAGGAGGCAUCGAAUCACGCUUUUGCCAGGAGUGAAAAACAUUCAGUGUCAGGUGGUAGGACGAUGGAGGCGGAAAAACGCAUCCGACGGGAGAUUGCAAACAGCAAUGAACGCAGACGCAUGCAGAGCAUCAACGCAGGCUUUCAGGCUCUGCGGACCCUCCUGCCGAGGCAUGAAGGAGAAAAACUCAGCAAGGCCGCCAUUUUACAACAAACCGCAGAGUACAUCUACUCGCUGGAACAGGAGAAGACCCGACUCCUGUCACAAAACUGCCAGCUGAAGCGACUACUGAACCAGCACGAGGGGGGCGAGAUCCCUCUCAAGAAGAGAAAAAGCGAGAUAAUCUCCCACACGGCGCCCACCACGAUCAUCCCCGACUCCACCGACGACGCCGUCUCCAACUCGCGGUCGCCCGAGCCGGGCGCCGGCGUCGGCCUCGGCGGCAAGAAGGACGCCGAGGGCGCCGAGCUGCGCGUGCAGCUGGAGCGCGAGCGGCGGCUGCGGCGCCUGCUCGAGGAGCGGCUGCACGCCGUCGAGGCGCGGCUCUACCCCGAGCCGGGCCGGGAGCCCGCCGAGCCCGCCGCCUGCAAGCGCGAGGCCGCGGAGGCGGAGGCGGCGCCCGCGCCCGCGCCGCCGCCCGAGCCGGCCGCGCCGCUGCUGGAGGCGGCCAUCAAGGCGGAGCCGCGCGUGGAGGUGGAGGUGCUGCCCGACGCCGCGCCCGAGGCGGCGCGCCUCUACCUGCCCAGCACGUCGCGCCAGAACCUCGAGACCAUCGUGGAGGCCAUCCGCCACCUCGAGGGCGACCACCUGUUCGGCGACGCGGGCGACGCGCCGCUGGCGCUCACCAAGAAGCCGGCGGUGGCGGUGCAGCAGGUGGCGGUGGCGCCGCCCCGGCCCGGAGUCAUCGUGGUGAAGCACUCGUGAUCGCGCUGAGCGCGGCCGAGGGCGAGUAUUUUCGCUUUUGCUCUUUGAGCGUCCGUGACCCUCCUCGAAUGUAGUUUUAAAGUAUUAGUUGUUUAGUUGUCUUUUCCAAAGUGACGAAUCGAUAAGUCUGCGUCUUGUUUUUUUACGCGUCGGAGUCGGGCCGGGAGCGAACGUGGGCGCUGUGCUUAGUUUAGUCUCAAAUGUAAUUAUUUUAAUGCUAAAUUUAAUGUUAUUUUGUUACUCCGGCUUAAUCUAAUUGAUGACGAAAGAUCGAGGGAUUGACUGAUUCGGUUAAGGUAUUGGGAGGAUGACCGCCGCGACGGUUCUAGUGAGGUGAGAUAGGUAACGGGUGGGUGAUGUAGUAUAGGCUUUGUGAUAAUUUUAAAAUGACUACCUGAAGAGUUUGGUUCGAUAGAAAACUACCACCAAGAAAGCAAUAACGCUGAGUAAUCGAUGAUUGAUGGUGUUACUGAGAGGUUGUUCGAAAUGAUACAGCAAUAUUUUGCAUUCUUAAUAUUUUACAAGCAUUUUUAGCAAUAUAAGAUAACCUACUAUGUAAUGUAUCACAUUUGACUCUCUGUGUAGCUAGGAGCGGCGUCUUAUUGCCGCAUUUUGUACUAAUAUAGUAUUAUCAAUAUCAAUUCAUCAUAUAAUAUUCUAAGAUAUGUUUUAUAUAAUACAUGUUUCCUUAAAUCUGAUGUGACGUGAUUAUGAUUGACUUCUAAAUUAUGAAUAUGUAUUGUGUAUAUUGAAAAUAGUAAUCUACUUAGCCAAAAUUGUAUAUCCAGUGUCUCAUUUUCUAUGCUUUUUACAAUCUCCCAGUGCUCGGUUCGCCCUUGACAUUAUAGCCAUUAUUUACUAAAUGACAGUUGUCAAUAAAUAAAAUAUAGAUAGUAUUGUUAGUAUCCGAAAUUAGAGCAUUCCAUGUAGUUUCACACUUAUCUAAGGAUCAAUCUAUAUGUAAAACAUAGAUUGGAGAAUGAGUUAUUAUGUAUUGUAUUAAAAUGAUUAGCAUAAUUCGGUAAAUCCAAUUAAAAUAAUCAUGGGCACCGUUGUAAAGUAAACUGACCUGUUUCAAUGAUGGCAGCCAUGCCAGCGACUGCUGGCCGCUAAUGCUCGGAAAGUGGCAUUUCAAGGAAACCAAUUUAAACAUUUGUGCUGUUUCCUUCACGGCCAUUGUUAUGUUUUUAGCUGAAUUAUAGGUAGUCAAUAAAUGGAAGUUUAGACAAAAGGUCGAUUU